GUGGACUUGGCCUCUUGGAGAACGUCGCUUCUCGGCGGCUGGGCUCCGCGGGCCGCAUCGCGGGGAAGCGGGAGCCCAGCGGAGGCGGAGGGGGCGCGGCGCCAUGGCCGAGAGGCAGGACAUGUUCGACGCCAUCGUGAUGGCGGACGAGCGAUUCCAUGGCGAGGGCUUCCGGGAAGGCUAUGAGGAAGGCAGCACUUUGGGCAGAAUUGAAGGAAGGCGGUAUGGCACAGUACAUGGGGCCAGAGUGGGAUCGGAGAUUGGUUGCUACCAAGGCUUUGCUCUGGCGUGGAAGUGUCUCUUACACAGUGGCAGGGCCGGGAGAGACAGCAGGAAGGUGAAGGUGGCGGAGGCCUUGAUUGGAAUGAUAGAGAAUUUUCCCUAUGAGGAUGCCACGUACGAUAAACUGCACGAGGACUUGGACUGCAUCCGGGGGAAAUUUAAACAGCUUUGUUCCUUGCUCAACGUUCAGCCUGACUUUAAAAUCACCACGGAAGGUUCUGGACUUUCAUUUUGAGAAUGACAGAUGAGCAGAAAAGAAAUCUCAAGGGACAGAUGUCUGUGUGUUCUGCGUUCGCAGACGUGAUUAAAGGCAAACAAAGCGGCCAGGGUCCCCGCCCGGCCUCCUUCCCUGAGCUUUUGCCUGGGUCACCGAGAUGGCCACGCCCCCUCCCGCCUGCCCCCUGCGGGCUGCUGGGGUCUGUCCAGAGCUGGAGCUUCAGCUGGCCCUGGGCCGGGCGGGCUGAGACCAAGCCUUACUUAGGGAAGCACUGUUGGGGGGAAAGGAGAGGCAGGACAGGGUGAGGUCAGUCCAUGGCCACUGGCACAGCAGUGGGUAUGUCUGUUGCCUGGGACGGAUGAGAUGGACGGCAGGGCUGGCCCGUGAGGGCCCUGUGGUGGAGCCCAGCUGCCCCUGAGGGUCCACCACGAGCCUCGUCCAGCCAGCGCGGAUGACACCUGUGUGUGCCCUGGCCUCGGGCUCAGCCAGGGCAAGGAUCCUGGCCGUGCGUGGGCCUCGCCUUCGGGCCGCUGCGGUCUGAAGCUCUCUGGGGCCGCAGCGAGGCCCAUCAGUGGGGCCCCUGCGCCCGUGCAGCCCGUGUUUCCUGUUGGACAGUGUCGACGUGGCUGGCCACCGCUGCACACGCGCGUGCCCGCUCUGUUCUGAGAGAACACCUGGGACUCGUGACCUUCCCACCGCCUCUGGGACCCGCGGGGUGAGCGGCGGGAGCCACCAAGACAGCAGCUCUUAAGAUUCCGGGACAUCUUGGUGGACGCCCGCAGCUGGGUCCAGGGGGCGGGAGACCACCCUCCCCCAGGCCCAGACCACCCUCACAGAGAGCCAGGAGAGGGUGGUGUGCCCCGGUCCCCAGCACCGGCCACAUGCCCUGUGUGCGUGUCCAGGGGCUCUUGGCUGUGGCUUUCCUUGGCGUGUUCUUGUAUGUUCUGUUACUAGUGUGCGUAGUGUGUUUUCUAACGAGGAAAAAAUAAACAGACUUUCGCACACA
Messenger RNA from Dipodomys spectabilis (banner-tailed kangaroo rat), 1505 nucleotides. RefSeq names its product LTO1 maturation factor of ABCE1 (gene Lto1). NCBI's taxonomy places the organism in Eukaryota, Metazoa, Chordata, Mammalia, Rodentia, Heteromyidae. The record is from RefSeq and is a predicted model, not a curated record. Bases 104 to 517 code for a protein of 137 amino acids. The transcript has 5 exons.